CUCUGACGUUGAUGAAUAUGAAUUCGUCUGUUAUUGAUUGCUUUUCAUGUGUCGUACACAUAAAGUCAAUUGACCAUGCAUCACAUGAAUAAUUUAGCUUAACUGAAGCGCGUAAGGCCUUUUCUACUUCUCUGCUCAAACAUUGGAUUAAAUUUCUCUCACCUUCUCUGUUCGAUCGUAUGGCAACCUCUCUCUUCAACCUCCCAGACGAGCUCGUUUUCACGGCUCUGUCGCAAUCGUUUCAAUGCAGAGACGCUCAGAUCAGAGCACUAGCUACUUUAUUAUAUCCCAAUGCCGCCCCUUGUCGCAAUGUCGUUGUUCAUGGCGCUCAAUCUACAGGCAAGAGUGUAGUCACUGAAGCUCUCCUGGAGCGCAUGGUCGAGGACGGAGCUGAAUUGAGCUACGCCGUUGUCAAUUCUGUAGAGUGUAUCACAGGUCGUCACCUCCUCGAAACAACCAUCAACAAAGUUGCCGAGUCUUUGCACCGCGAAGAUGUUGCUCGACGCUGCGAGAAUCUCUCGCAGUUUUCGGUUGAGCUUGCCAGGAUGAUCACAAGCUAUGCACGGGAGACUGAGAGGCCCGCUUCUUGGAGGUUCGUCCUGGUAUUCGACGCCAUUGACCGCCAGCGUGAUUCGCCCCCGACGCUUCUACCCGCCUUGGCUCGUCUUUCCGAGAUAAUACCGAACCUAACUAUCGUUUUCAUAAUGACUUGCCCUCCGGCAGGAACAUUCCGAACCUCUGCCAUACCACAUGUACACUUCCCAAAUUACUCCCGGAACGAGUUCAUCGAGAUAAUAUCAGCAAGUUCCCCACCUCCCAUACCCGGGCUGGCUACAGACGCAGCACUCGACUUAUGGUCUCGAUUUGUUGGUCCCGUAUACGACUCCCUAGGCAAAGCCGCGGCCCGAACCCUGCCCGCACUGCGGCAAGCAUGCAUUACCCUCUGGCCACGUUUUACAGCUCCGAUACUAGCAGGAACCCAUGGGCCUCGUGAACUUACCCGCCUGCUCGUCGCAGCCCGGACAUAUCUGCAAGACGAGCGCCUCCUUGCGCCGGGUAUCAUCACCGCUCAAGCGCCCUCUGCAAUCAGGAGCACGGCAGCUACAGACCCUCAGCAGACGACCGAGCUCUCCGCACUACUCCCGACCACCGCUCGCCUCCUACUGGUAGCGGCCUACAUGGCCUCACACAACGCCACAAAGCACGACCUGGUGCUCUUCUCCACCCACUAUCAUGGCCGCCGCCGACGGCGUGGUGGACUCUCUGGCGGGACCGGCGGAAGGCCCAACAAGCACCGCAAAAUCGCCCGGCGGCUGCUCGGGGCCCAUGCUUUUGUGUUUGAGCGCAUGCUGUCCAUCUACAUAGCCCUGCGUAAAGAAUGGGAGGCCGACUGGGACAGGGAAACCGGCCGUGCUAUCAGCGGGGCUACCCUGGCCGGCGACGUAGCCAUGGCUGUCGCCACUUUAUCGAGCUUGCGUCUUCUCGUGCGAGUAGGCGGCGGCGGAGAUCCUACCGACCGUAGUGGUAGGUGGAGGGUGAACGUGGGUUGGGAUGUCAUAAGACCAUUGGGACGGAGUAUGGGGGUUGAGGUGGAAGACUGGUUGAUAGACUAGGUCUUGAAAUAAUGGAAGGGGUGGGAAUAUUUAGUAGGUCAUGAGAAGAUAGAGUUUUACUGAACGCAAACCAAACAAGCAUCCAACCGAAGGAAAAUACAGCCCAGUUGCAACGGUGGCUACGUGGACCCUACGCAAGAAAUCAAGUCUACAAUAUACAUAUUGUAACUAUGGACAGGCGAAUCAUUGAGGGAUAGCUGGCCAGGGGAUACAUAAUGAAAUAAAGAAACAAAUGAAAUGUAGGCAG
This is a messenger RNA of Pyricularia oryzae 70-15, 1860 nucleotides long. RefSeq lists its product as uncharacterized. The coding region runs from base 180 to 1613 and encodes 477 amino acids. The transcript has 3 exons. Gene Ontology annotation, cellular component: nuclear origin of replication recognition complex; nucleus. Lineage: Eukaryota; Fungi; Ascomycota; Sordariomycetes; Magnaporthales; Pyriculariaceae. The record is from RefSeq and is a predicted model, not a curated record. Gene Ontology annotation, molecular function: DNA replication origin binding. Gene Ontology annotation, biological process: DNA replication; DNA replication initiation.